AUGAUAGAUGAGUGGUUUGGUGAUUGCCUAAGAAACCACCCCAAUAUACCACGGCCUCCUCUGCCCCCUGCUCGAUUUGAAGAAGAAGUUCCACAAGAAUGUGCUGAGUUUUGGUUUGAAAAUACCACGCGAGUUCUUGAAGAGUUGUCUUGUACCCCCACAAAAUGCCUGAAUUGCACGGUAUCUUUAUUAAAGGACAGUGUAUAUCGCUGGUGGAAGACUAUAUCUUCGGUGACACCGAGGGAGAGUAUUACGUGGGAAUUCUUUCAAGUAGAAUUUAAGAAGAAGUUUAUUAGUCAAAGAUUUUUAGGUCAGAAGCGAAAGGAGCUCCUGGAACUUAAACAAGGAAAUAGAACCGUGUCAGAAUACGAAAGAGAAUUCAUAAGACUAAGUCAGUAUGCAAAGAAGUGGGUCCAAACGGAGGCAGAAAUGUGCAAGUGCUUCGAAGAAGGUCUGAAUGAGGAAAUUAAGCUUUUAAUUUGGAUCCUUGAGAUAAGGGAAUUAGUUGCAUUAGUUGAUCGAGCCAAGAAAGUUGAAGAGCUAAAUAACGAAAGAAUGCAAGCAAAGAAAGAAGCUCGAGUUUCAAGUAGACCUCCACAACAUCCUGAAAGUGCUAGCGGUAGUCGAAUUGUUGCAAAGGAUUCUACUGUAAAACCAGAGGCUCGAGCCCCGGUGAGAACUUAUGCUAUACGUGUCAGAGAGGAAGCCUCAGCUCCUGAUGUUAUUAAGGCUGUAACAGUCCAGUUUAGACCCUAG
Molecule: messenger RNA, 756 nt
Organism: Gossypium arboreum
Lineage: Eukaryota; Viridiplantae; Streptophyta; Magnoliopsida; Malvales; Malvaceae
Exons: 3
Coding region: 1-756 (251 amino acids)
Source: RefSeq, a predicted model, not a curated record